UGAGACCCAGAGGAAGAACGUUUCUUCUCAGGACAGCGGGAUUUGACACAGGACCAGGUGAAACACCUGCCUUCAUUGGAAUUGUCUGCUGUUACAACACAGAAUAAACCCAGACAUGACAGUUUCUUACACCCUUGAAGUGGCAAAUGUGAAAUUUGGUGGCUUCACCAAGCUCCUGUUCAGGUGGAAGGGAAGCAUCUACAGGCUGCUUUACAAAGAGCUUCUGGUGUUUUGUGGUGUUUUUCUGUUUUUCAGUGUGUUUUACAGGUUUAUGCUCACACCAAAGCAGCAGGAUCUGUUUGAGCGUAUCGCCCUUUACUGUGAUCAGUUCACCAACACCAACUUCAUCCCAGUUUUGUUUGUACUGGGUUUCUAUGUGAGCCUGGCCUUUAAUCGAUGGUGGGGUCAGUACACCAGCUUCCCGCUGCCUGAUAACCUGAUGAUGGUGGUGUCUGGGAAUGUCCACGGGGCAGACGAGAGGGGUCGUCUGCUGCGACGAACACUCAUGAGAUACGCCAACUUAUCUUCAGUUCUUAUUCUCCGCUCCAUUAGCACAAGAGUUCACAAGCGUUUCCCAACUUUGGAGCACAUAGUGGAGGCUGGAUUUAUGACAACACACGAGCUGAAAAAGUUUGAGUCGCUACACUCAGAUUUCAACAAGUACUGGAUGCCGUUGACUUGGUUCUCAAACCUGGCGUCCAGAGCGAGAGAGGAGGGUCGAGUGAAGGAUGACAUCGCUUUGAGACUGCUGAUGGAUGAGCUGAAUAAGUACAGAGCCAAGUGCAGCCUCCUGUUCCACUAUGACUGGAUAAGCAUCCCUUUAGUCUACACUCAGGUAGUCACUAUAGCAGUUUACUCUUUUUUUGCCUUCUGCGUGAUUGGCCGACAAUUUUUGAACCCUGAGAAAGGAUACAAAGAUCAUAAACUGGACAUGUACGUCCCUGUUUUCACCCUGCUGCAGUUCUUCUUCUACACUGGCUGGCUCAAGGUGGGGGAGCUGAUCAUCAAUCCGUUUGGCGAGGACGAUGAUGACUUUGAAACAAACCAGCUGAUUGACCGAAACAUUCAGGUGUCAAUGCUGGCUGUAGAUGAUAUGUACCAGAACCUGGCUCCAAUUGUGAAGGACAAGCAUUGGGCACAGAGAAAUUUCUCCGUCCCUUACACUCUGUCGACAGCAGCACAGACUCUCAAACCGGCCUUCAAAGGCUCUGCCUUUGACAUGAGCCAUAUUUGCAGGAUGAGUGCUGAGGAUCUUGAGAUUCACCAGCCUGCAGACACUCCUGGAGAGAAACAGUAUUUUCCUCUUAAGGGCUCUCUGGGCAAUGGUCUCGACAGUCUUCUGCAGAAGGGCAAAGAUGUCCUGCGAGGGGGGAGCCUCCCUUCUCUGAUGGAUGUCUCGUCAUACCCAAAUUAGAUGAUGAUGCUGAGGGUGACAUCAAUGCCACCAACCACGAAGAACAAGAAAAGGCAUUAUUUAAAGUUGCAGUGGAACACAACUAGUGAAAAUGAUUGUGUGUUUUUGACCCAAGAAUGUUUUAACAACUUUUAUUGUAUAACAUAUUUUUUGAUUUGACACAACUAAAU
Messenger RNA from Siniperca chuatsi (mandarin fish), 1584 nucleotides. It is a transcript of the gene best4, whose product is annotated as bestrophin 4. Gene Ontology annotation, molecular function: chloride channel activity. The transcript has 10 exons. The record is from RefSeq and is a predicted model, not a curated record. Lineage: Eukaryota; Metazoa; Chordata; Actinopteri; Centrarchiformes; Sinipercidae. The coding region runs from base 116 to 1414 and encodes 432 amino acids.